AGCGAGGCGGAGCUAUUGGAGGUAAUGGCGUCGCGAAGGCCUAUGCCUCUUCUAUUAUUGAAGCCGCGGUGUCCGCGGGCUCAGCCCGCCUCUGCCCACCCCCGGGCCGGCCUGUGAUCGCCCUGCCGCCCGCCUGUCCUCGGUGACCUCUCCGAACUCGCUGCCGGCCGGAGGGCGCCCGAAUCCGGACUCCAGGCUCAGGCCUCGGCCUCAGAUCAUAUAUACAAGACAACAGUAUUUACUGGGCUGAACGGGCAUCAUCAAUGGAUCUCUUUGUUAUUUAAGAAGGACACUCCUGCUUGGAUUACUAUAUCUAUGGUGUUCUUGUUUGUAGCUGGUCUUUAAGAAGCUGAGGAUUUUUCACAUAGACAUUCUCUGUGCCGUAUCGGUUUUACAUGCUAUAAGAUGGCAUCGGUGCCUGUGUACUGCUUGUGCCGCCUGCCUUAUGAUGUGACCCGUUUUAUGAUUGAAUGUGAUGUCUGUCAGGACUGGUUUCAUGGCAGCUGUGUUGGGGUGGAGGAGGAAAAAGCUUCAGAGAUUGACCUGUAUCAUUGUCCUAACUGUGAGAUCACUCAUGGGCCGUCUGUUAUGAAACGCCGGCGUGGCGUGAAACAACAGGAUGCUGCUUUGAGCAAAGACUUAGGAAAGCCAGUGCAGACGGGAAGUGCGUGUUUCAUCAAGGAGUUAAGGAGUAGGAAUUUCCCCAGUGCAGAUGAGGUGAUCCUGAAGCCACAGGGAGCUCAGCUUACCGUGGAGUACCUGGAAGAGAACAGCUUUAGCGUCCCAAUUCUUGUCCUGAAGAAGGAUGGGUUAGGGAUGACCCUUCCUCCCCCGUCUUUCACUGUGAACGAUGUGGAGUAUUAUGUGGGUCCAGAGAAGGAGAUUGAUGUAAUUGAUGUAACGAGACAAGCAGAUCUGAAGAUGAAAUUGAAGGAUUUUGUAAAAUAUUACAACAGUCCCAAGAGAGAGAAGGUGUUGAAUGUAAUCAGUUUGGAAUUUUCUGAGACCAGGUUAUCUAACUUGGUGGAGACUCCAAAGAUUGUGCGGAAGCUUUCCUGGGUUGAGAACCUUUGGCCAGAAGAAAGCGUGUUUGAGAGGCCUAACGUCCAGAAAUACUGCUUGAUGGGAGUGAAAGACAGCUAUACUGAUUUCCACAUUGAUUUUGGAGGGACGUCUGUCUGGUACCAUGUUCUAAAGGGAGAGAAAAUAUUUUACCUGAUCCAUCCCACCAAAAGCAAUUUGGCUCUGUUUGAAUGUUGGAGCAGCUCCUCCAACCAAAAUGAGAUGUUUUUUGGAGAUCAAGUGGAUAAGUGCUACAGAUGUCCUGUUAAGCAAGGCCAGACGCUCUUCAUCCCUACAGGGUGGAUUCACGCCGUGCUCACUCCAGUCGACUGUCUUGCAUUUGGUGGGAAUUUCCUGCACAGUCUGAACAUAUCCAUGCAGCUAAAAGCGUAUGAGAUUGAGAAGAAGUUAAGCACUGCUGAUCUAUUUAAGUUUCCAAACUUUGAGUCAAUCUGUUGGUAUGUGGGGAAGCACUUACUAGACACUUUCCGUGGACUGCGAGAAAACAGGAGACACCCAGCAUCUUAUCUACUUCAUGGAGCCAAAGCCCUUAACACUGCGUUCAGAAUCUGGACAAAGAAGGAGGCCUUAAUGGAUCAUGAAGAGGAAAUUCCGGAGACCAUUGUUACAUCUCAGCUCAUCAGAGAUCUAGACCGUGAGAUCCGACUGAUGGAGGACAUCUUUCAUCAGAACCUAGAGAAGACAGGCAACCUCUUGGGUCUUACAAGAAGUCCUUUGCCUGGCAUCAACUCUCCCUCCAAAACCACCCUUCCAUUAAAGAACUCCAAAAAGAGGGCUUCUAAACCAAAGGAGCCCCUUAAGAAAGGCGGCAGGAAGGGAAAAGAAAUGCAAGAAACUAACAGUAACCCUGAAUCACCUGGGACUCCCACAAAUCAAAACCAGAAGAAAACCGUGACACCCAAGAAAGAAAAGGUGGAUGACUCCCUGGAUUUUAUGGAUGAGGAUCCACAGGGCUGCCUCUUGGAUGCUGAAAUAGCAGAGAAUAAGCUGAGGCUGGUACUGUCCAAUGGAAACAACAUCGGUGGGAAAAAGGUCCGUGUUGGAGCAGGCAGCAGGCGACUAUUUGCCGCAAAUAAACAACCCAAAAAGGAACAACUCGAAGCAGACCUGUCCCCGGGAGAACCUUUCGUAAUGGAUUCUGAGGAUGACUUGCAGAUUGAUGAAACGCCACGGAAGGAGAAAAAGCCUGUACUUCCAAAGAGAAAACUCAGCAAAUUCCCUAGAAAGCUACCUCGUGCAAAGCCCUGCUCCGAUCCAAAUCGCGUCCGAGAACCUGGGGAGCUGGAGUUUGAUGUUGAGGAAGAUUACACAACAGACGAAGACGUAGAGACAGCUGAUGGAGACCUGGGCGCUAGCAGUGGAGGGAUAUUAGACCUGCUGAAAGCGAGUCGCCAGGUUGGAGGGCCAGACUACUCGGAGCUUGACGAAGCACCUGCAUCUCCCAGCACACAAGAGGCUAUCCAGGGAAUGCUGUGCAUGGCCAACCUCCAGGCUUCCUCUUCUUGCACUCCUUCCAACCUUCAGGCAUGGUGGGCAGCUGGUCAGGACAAUAGUGCUGGGUUAGGGCUACCACAAGGAGGCAGUAAAGUUGCUGGAAGCAACAGCAAGAGUGGUAGCAAUGGUACAGGUAACAGCAAAGUAAUUCAGCGACCUGGUAAAAGACCUGUAAAGCGGCCGGUACAUCGCAGUAUGGACAGUGAGGACGAAGACAGUACCGAUGAGCAGGAGACUUUGGGGGCCUGCUUUAAGGAUUCUGAAUAUAUUUAUCCAUCGCUGGAGUCUGAUGAUGACGACCCGGCGCUGAGGUCACGUCCCAAGAAGAAGAAACAAACUGACGAUGCCCCAUGGAAUCCAAAAGCACGCGUGACUCCAACACUUCCUAAGCAAGCCCGUCCAGUACGAGAGGGAACACGUGUAGCCUCUGUUGAAACUGGGUUAGCUGUAGCUGCUGCAAGACUCUCCCAGCAGGAACAGCAGAAAUCUCUUAAGAAGAAAGUGACUUGUAAGAAGAAAUCACCAAGCGAGCAAGAUCUUCCUCUUCUUCCAGUUGAGCCAGACCCUCCACCAACGCCACAACCUGAAACCCACACUGAGGUUUUCUCUGGCAGUUUGGCUGACCAUGAAUACACAGCAGGACCCAAUAUUUUUGGUAUGGCUCAGAUCAACAGGGGAACUACGCCUAUGGCACCUGGUGUCUUCUUAUCUCAUCGGCGGCUAUCUGCAUCCUCUCCAGGAAGCCAAGGAGUUCAGGGAAAACGGCCCAAGAAAGGCUUGGCUACUGCUAAGCAAAGGCUGGGGAAGAUCCUGAAAAUCCACCGGAAUGGGAAACUGCUCCUGCUGUGACCUCCUCCAUCCCAUUUGCUUCAAACCCUUACCUCUUCCUUCCCAGCCUCGUUGAAAUUAUCCAGCACCGGGUUAAACUAGCUCAGAACAGAUUCUUACCUGCAAUGAACACUGUUAUUUUUAUACUUUCAAACACAAAAAUCAAGUCUUUUACACCGCCACCUAUGAAAAACAAACCAAAAAGACUAUGUUCUUCUGGGGCAUCUUCAAGAGACAUUUGUUGGAUGGUUCACCAAACAAAAACUAAUUUCUCAAUAGCCUGGUGUGUGCCCUGGGUAAUAGACUGUGGCUGUUUUUUUUUUUUCUGCGUUGCCCUCUGCAUUACUCACAUGUUGUAUACAAUGGAGUGGACCCUUAGUGGCAGAUUUAGGUAUUUACAAAACCUAGAGAGCGGAAGCCUUAGCAAAAAUGUAAUUUGGUUCAGUAACGUUUUAUAGCCAGAUUUUCCAGGAUUGGUUAGUAAAUUUGUGCAGUCUAAAGCCACCUUAUCCCUGCCCCCACCCCACUACUCUAAAAUUGUUCCCAAAAGGGUAAAUUUACUCUGUUGAACUACACCAACGUAAGGUGAUCUACAUGAGACAUAAGCUGUGUUAUCCACGCUUGUACCAGUGAACUUAUAAUGACAACUAUAGUGUGCGUGCCACCAAGCAAGCUACUUUUAUUCCCUGUGAUUUUUGGCUUGUUCCUGCCCAUAGCUUCCUGAUUGGAGCAAGAUCAGAUAGCUUUGCAAAUGGAGUCAUGCAACCUUAUCUGCAAGGACCUAUCUGUACAAUGUACAUUAGCAACAGACCGGUCCAAUUGUGCGCUCUCUCGUCCCAAUAAUUGCACUUGGAAUGGAAAAUCCUUUAUCUGAAGACUGUAAGGCCACCGUUAGUGCAUAUGAAGUAUCCCAAGAAGGACAAGUGAAGGGUCGAUACAGCAGUAUCAGACUGAACCAUAAGCCUGCAGAAACGUCUCACUGCCUGUAGUGCAAAAUUUUGUGGACAGCCCACUCCUGUGCAAGGUUGACUGAACACAAUGCUGUCACGUUGUGAUGUUAAAAGUGGUUUGACCUGCAUUGUUGCAAAUCUUUUUAAAGGUGUCCCAUGUUUUUA
Molecule: messenger RNA, 4520 nt
Organism: Pelobates fuscus (common spadefoot toad)
Lineage: Eukaryota; Metazoa; Chordata; Amphibia; Anura; Pelobatidae
Gene: PHF8
Product: PHD finger protein 8
Exons: 22
Coding region: 406-3426 (1006 amino acids)
Biological process (GO): protein demethylation; regulation of transcription by RNA polymerase II
Molecular function (GO): histone demethylase activity; transcription coregulator activity
Source: RefSeq, a predicted model, not a curated record